This is a messenger RNA of Empidonax traillii (willow flycatcher), 632 nucleotides long. It is a transcript of the gene MED31, whose product is annotated as mediator complex subunit 31. Gene Ontology annotation, molecular function: transcription coregulator activity. Lineage: Eukaryota; Metazoa; Chordata; Aves; Passeriformes; Tyrannidae. The transcript has 4 exons. Gene Ontology annotation, biological process: regulation of transcription by RNA polymerase II. Gene Ontology annotation, cellular component: core mediator complex; mediator complex. Bases 70 to 447 code for a protein of 125 amino acids. The record is from RefSeq and is a predicted model, not a curated record.
UCCCGGCGUGCUCCUCGCCGGGCCUGUGGCCGGGGGUGCCGACCGCCAUCUCGUGCGCGCGGCCCGGACAUGGACGCAGAUGAUACAGGAAAUCGACUUCGAUUCCAGCUGGAGUUGGAGUUUGUUCAAUGUCUGGCAAAUCCAAACUACCUCAACUUUCUUGCACAAAGAGGCUACUUCAAAGACAAAGCUUUUGUAAAUUAUCUUAAAUAUUUACUUUAUUGGAAAGAACCUGAAUACGCAAAAUACCUGAAGUAUCCUCAGUGUUUGCACAUGUUAGAGCUGCUCCAGUAUGAACAUUUCCGCAAAGAGCUGGUCAAUGCCCAGUGUGCCAAAUUUAUUGAUGAGCAACAGAUCCUCCACUGGCAGCACUAUUCCCGGAAAAGGAUGCGCCUCCAGCAGGCACUGGCUGAGCAGCAGCAGCAAAAUAACACCUCUGUAAAAUGAAAAGCACGUGGAGUAGUGAUGAUAAGGUGUACUUAGUAUCAGUGAACUAUUUACGGGAGAGGAAUGAACCCUUGUGUAGUUUUGGCUCUGGAUGUGUCUCCCUUUAAUAUGGAUUUAUCAAAUGACUAGGGUAGUUUUUGUUUCGUCAGCUCCUUUAGAGACUAAUAAACACCUAAUGCGAUUUA